This is a messenger RNA of Dichomitus squalens LYAD-421 SS1, 1968 nucleotides long. RefSeq lists its product as uncharacterized. Gene Ontology annotation, molecular function: mRNA binding. Lineage: Eukaryota; Fungi; Basidiomycota; Agaricomycetes; Polyporales; Polyporaceae. Bases 80 to 1531 code for a protein of 483 amino acids. The record is from RefSeq and is a predicted model, not a curated record. Gene Ontology annotation, biological process: protein deubiquitination; ribophagy. The transcript has 4 exons. Gene Ontology annotation, cellular component: ribonucleoprotein complex; Ubp3-Bre5 deubiquitination complex; cytosol.
CAACGCUCUCGCCUCCGUGGCCCCAUCGUCCUCGUCCCAUCGCGUCUUCGGCCUUCACGCUUCAUCUGCAGUAAUCACCAUGACCAACAACUCGAACGUCAAUCCCUCGGAAGUCGGCUGGCAAUUUGUCCCUCAAUACUACACCUUUGUCAACAAGCACCCCAAUCGCUUGCACUGCUUCUACAAUAAAGCCUCUACUUUCAUUCACGGCACUGAGGGCGAGGAUGGCAAGCCAUGCUUUGGUCAGCAGGAGAUACACAGUAGGAUCACGUCGAUUGGCUUCCAAGACUGCAAAGUCUUUAUCCAUUCGGUUGAUGCUCAGUCCUCGGCAAAUGGUGGUAUCAUCAUCCAGGUCAUCGGUGAGAUGUCGAACAAGGGCGAGGCUUGGAAGAAGUUUGUUCAGACUUUCUUCCUCGCUGAACAGCCCAAUGGCUACUUUGUCCUAAACGACAUCUUCCGCUUCUUGAAGGAGGAGUCCGUUGAGGAGGGUGAAGAGCCCGAGGGCGACGUGACUGCGGCCAACGCUCCUGAGCACGUCUCCGUGCCCCCGGCUCCCGCUUCCCCUGCACCUCCUCCUGCCCCUGCUGAGCCGGAGCCUAUCCCUACUCCGACUCCUGCACCUGCAGUCGAAGAGCGCGCGCCUUCACCCGCCCCGACUCCCUCCCCUCAGCCUCAGGUCAACGGCCACGCGCCAGAGACCAAGCCUGAGCCUGCUCCCGCUCCUCGCGAACCUACACCCGCUCCUGCCCCCGAGCCUACCUCCACGGCUUCUCCUGCUCCCGUAUCUCCUGCUGCCCCUCCGCCUCAGCAGCUUCCUCCACAGCCCGCCGCCGUUCCUCCACAGUCCGCUCAGCAGCAGCAGCAGCAGCAGCAGCAAGGGCCACAGCCUGCCGCAGCACCAGCGCCUGCGCCUGGUCCUGCAGCACCAACGCCGUCAGCACCCAAGUCAUGGGCUUCGCUCGCAGCAACCGGUGCGAAGAGUUGGGGUUCCGCCGUUGCCAGCCAGUCUCGUGGGACUUCCGAAGCGCCCGCACCGACAAGCUCGUCGCCCGCGCCGAGCGGACCUCAGUCUCCCGCUCCUCAACGACCCAUAAUCCGACAAGAGCAAGGCCACCCCGCGUACAUCGCCGCCCAAAACGUCCAGACGCCCCAAUGUUUCGUCAAGAGCGUGACUGAGAAUGUCUCCGACGCGGCACUACGGCAAGUACUCACCUCGCGUUUCGGCCCCAUCAAGGAGCUCGAGAUUGUCCGGAACAAGGCGUGCGCGUUCCUCGAGUUCCAGUCCCUCGAUGCCGCGAAGCGCGCCAUCACUGCCUCUCUUCCAGCCGCGCAGGGCGGCGAGGGCGGCAUCCGCAUCGAGACCGACGGCGGCGCCGGCCAGGCGCGGAUCAUUGUCGAGACGAGGAAGGAGCGUGGCGAGCGUCCGCCACCCCGCAAUCCACCCAUUAACGGCGACCGCGGACGGGGCGGCUUCCGCGGACGUGGCGGGCCUGGUGGUCGAGGCCGUGGCGGGCCCCCGCCCAAGGCAUAGUCCGCCUUUGGGUCUGGGUCGACGGGAUUGAGGGUUUACGAGUCAGCACAUGGGAGGAUAUCGACGCGGCGUUGCGAUGGGCACGGUCGGUCGGUCGGGACACAACCAAAAGUAUCGCAAUCUCCUGCUGAAUGGAACGAUGUAUUACUGCCGUCGUGGUGUUUGUUGGGAGGGACGGUCACUCGCGCUGUCUACUGAGCUGUUGUGUGUUCUGUUGUUAUCGUCUGUCGAUCGUUAGCUUGCUCGCUCGCACUACACUGCAUCUUGACGAUAAUCAUUGAUGUUCGAUCUGUUUGUCUUGCGGCCGCUCUCAUGUGUCGUUUCUAUGUCGUCGUCGUUGGCACUCGCCGUAUUGUUGUUGCUCUUCCUCAGUCCGUCGCUCUGUGAUAUGCAGCAAUUAGUCUUGAAAGAUCCACGCCCGUGCACGGGUGAAUGGG